AUGAGAUUCUUCAAUAUUAUGAUGUCAGGCACAGUUUUGAUGAGCUCCAUGGCUUCUGCCGGGUUCUUUGUCCAAUUGAAGACGCCAGCAACCCUCGAGAAGCUCUUAGCACAGGACGACUCACUCAAAGCAAGCUCUCAUGUCCGGCCAUUCAUCCAGAAGGUGUUUUCUUUUGGCGAUUUUGAAGGGUUUUCAGGAAACUUCUCUAAACUGAUGGUGAGAAGGUUGAUCAAGAACGAUUUGGUCAAGAACAUCGUCAGAGAUACAACAGUCAAUGUGUUUGGUACAAUUUCCCACGAUUAUAGAGAAGUCUCUGAUACUGAGCUCACCACCUUCCAGGCAGACCCCUGGGAUGGUUUUGGAACCCAGACAAUGGCUCCUAGGCAUUUGGCCUCGCUUUCAAGACAAGGCUCACUUCCUUUCAACGAGACUGUCAACUACUAUUACGACCCAAAGCACCAAGGACAGGACGUCACAGUGUACGUCAUCGACACUGGGGUCUUCAAAGACCACCCAGAGUUUGGUGGUCGGGUCUUGGAACAGAAAACGUUUGUUGGUGGAGACGUUGGUGAUAAUAACGGGCAUGGAACGCACGUUGCUGGUGUUGUUGCUUCAAGGACAUUUGGUGUUGCUAAGAAGGCAAACAUCGUGGAUCUCAAAGUCUUGGACCCUAGAGGGUCUGGUUCACUCACAAACGUCUUGGCUGCCAUUGAAUAUGCCUGUAAGAGGAGGGCUGAGAGCAAUACUAAAGGUAUUAUAAACCUUUCUCUUGGUUCGCUCAAGAACAAUGUAUUGAAUGCAGCUAUUGAAGCAGCAUCACACAGUGGGAUGGUUAUCGUUGCAGCUGCUGGCAACUUUGCAAGUGAUUCUUGCCGUGCUAGUCCUGCGAGUGCAGAAGGUGUCAUCUCAGUUGGUGCCUUUGACGACAAGACAGAUGAGAUGGCAUCCUUCACAAACCAUGGGCCUUGCAUCGACGUCCUCGCCAGUGGUGUUGACGUGUUCAGUGUUAGCCAUAAUGAACUUGAAAUCCCCGCAGUUAUGAGUGGUACCUCGAUGAGUGCUCCAGCUAUCUCUGGGCUCGCUGCGGUGUUGCUAAGCCAAGGUGUUGAGCCUCGUGAGAUCAAGGGGAAGCUCAUCGAGUACAGCAGAUGUAACAGGAUCAAAAAUACCAUCCACAAGACUCCAAACAGAGCUGCUUUCAACGGUGUCAAUCGAGACGACGAUGAGUAUCCGCAGUCUUCUAUGUACAACCCUAGUAUUCAUGGAAUACAAGCUCAGCCGGUAUAUUCGAAGGUUGAAGGGCAAUCGCAAGACAACAUGAGCAGUGACACUGUAUUUGCAGCAUCAGAAGAUUCCGACUCUGAUAGGGAUGAUAUUCCACAAGAGUUUGAUGUUCCAGAUGGUCAGUACUUAUACCGUAGAGAGCAGCCAGCUGGCUCUAGCAGCAAGUUGAUCUGGGUUUAG
Williopsis jadinii is the source of this 1464-nucleotide messenger RNA. RefSeq names its product S8 family peptidase. Gene Ontology annotation, molecular function: serine-type endopeptidase activity. NCBI's taxonomy places the organism in Eukaryota, Fungi, Ascomycota, Saccharomycetes, Phaffomycetales, Wickerhamomycetaceae. The coding region runs from base 1 to 1464 and encodes 487 amino acids. The record is from RefSeq and is a predicted model, not a curated record. Gene Ontology annotation, biological process: proteolysis. The transcript has a single exon.